Messenger RNA from Emiliania huxleyi CCMP1516, 735 nucleotides. RefSeq lists its product as hypothetical. The coding region runs from base 1 to 735 and encodes 244 amino acids. The transcript is spliced from 2 exons. NCBI's taxonomy places the organism in Eukaryota, Haptophyta, Isochrysidales, Noelaerhabdaceae. The record is from RefSeq and is a predicted model, not a curated record.
AUGAGUGGCAAGCGCGGACCCAGCAAGCGCAGCCAGCGAGCGGCCGCGGUGCGAGCUCACGCGUUGCGAGCUGACGAUACCAGUGCAUACACGCUGUCGGCGGACUACGAUGACGAAGGCGUCUGGUUUUAUCAGGCGUACAACGAAGGCAUCGCGGACUGGGCGGUGGAACACGGCACCCUCGGCGGCCCGCUCUUCAAUACGACGAGGAUGACUUGGAUCAAGCCUUCGUUUGCGUGGAUGCUCUAUAGAUGUGGCUACUCCGCAAAGCACGGCCAGGAGCGCGUGCUGAAGCUCAAGCUGCCACACAGCGAGGUGGCGUCGCUGCUCGAAGCGUGCGCCUGCACGCACGGUGGCGGCGGGAGCAAGGGCCGUGUUCAGUGGGACCCGGCGCGCGACAUCUACUCAAGCGAGGGAAAGGGCAAGUCCACGGAGCCUCGCAAGAUGCUUCGAGAGCGUGCCAUCCAGAUCGGCCUCUCGCGCGAGCUCUCCGAACGCUUCGCGCGCUCGAUCCUCGCGGUUGUCGACGUGAGUGCCCUCGCGCGUCGCGUCGGCGAUGCCCACCAAUCGAAGGACGUGCGCGCUGCAAUGGAGGUGUUGCGCGCACAACUACCGACGGAGCGACAGUACAUGCCGCGGUGCAUUGCGAAGGACCUUGUCCGGCUGCGCUUGAUGCAACCAGAGGAGCAGAAGCUCGCUCCUGGACCGAUCCAGGGCCCAGUGGUUCAAAGCUGA